This is a messenger RNA of Homalodisca vitripennis (glassy-winged sharpshooter), 922 nucleotides long. RefSeq names its product histone deacetylase complex subunit SAP18 (gene Bin1). Gene Ontology annotation, cellular component: nucleus. Gene Ontology annotation, molecular function: transcription corepressor activity; transcription factor binding. The transcript is spliced from 2 exons. Bases 326 to 787 code for a protein of 153 amino acids. Lineage: Eukaryota; Metazoa; Arthropoda; Insecta; Hemiptera; Cicadellidae. The record is from RefSeq and is a predicted model, not a curated record. Gene Ontology annotation, biological process: negative regulation of DNA-templated transcription.
AGAAUUUUAUUGAAUUGUGUCGUGUGGUAGUGUUCACGAUUGACGCCGUAGGUAAAUGUUUUGAUUAUAAUCUGAAGAAAGGUUUUGGUUAAAGAAAAAUUUUGUAUUGUAGUUUUUGACAUGUGCAAUAUAAUUUGUUAGAUUAAUGUGUGUUUACACGAUUCAAACUUUCGAUUUUAGAGUAUCUAGAAUAAGUCCACUGUGGUGUGAGUUGUGAAUGGUUUUAACCCAACUUUGAAGAACGUUACUGGAUAUACCAAAUAGGCUAUACAAAUUUGGUUGUGAUCUCAUCAGAUUGUGUACAAGUACUUCACUAGUUACAAAAAUGGCAUCUACCCUGGAAUCCAUGGUUAGAAUUGAAGAGCCAGAGAAACCUGUUGACAGGGAGAAGACAUGUCCUCUUCUGCUGAGGGUGUUCUGUUGUACUGGACGGCACAACAACAUCAUGGAAUAUAGGAACGGAAGUGUGCCAGCUAAUGAAUUGCAAAUAUAUACAUGGAUGGAUGCGACUCUCAGAGAGAUCACCAGUUUAGUGAAAGAAGUAAACCCAGAAGCCCGCAGGAAAGGGACUAUGUUUGAGUUCUCCCUGGUUUAUCCUAACCCUGCAACUCCAGGCUACAGGUUCCGUGAUGUCGGCAGCACGAUUUCCGGCCAGAAAGGACCGGAUGACUCGAAAACAUUGUCUCAGUUGAGAUUCAAUAUUGGGGAUUUCAUGGAUGUUUGCAUUACACCACCCACCCGUAUGAAUCCACCCAUGAUGAGACGUGGGGGUUUAAGACCAUACUGAGUAGGAAUCAAUAUAUGAAUUCCAAAUACAUUUUGUGUUCAAAAACCUUUUGUAACCAUUUAUGAAACAUGUUUAUCAAUAAUUUUAAGGUGAUAUUAAGGUACCAUUUUGAAUAAAGAGUAAGUAAGUGUUCCA